AUGUCGUGUGCCGUAUACAUUACACUUCUUUUUGGACUUGUCCUCGUUAUCCGUUGUUUUGCCUUUGUGCUCAGGGGCAUGGGAGGGUAGUUAAUUUAUCCCGUUGUGGCGAUCCCGCCAUAUGCCAUUCAGUAGUGAACUUUCUUUGCGGUUUCGGGUCUUGUGGCGGCUGAUCAGACGAGCAGAAUAGUCCCCAUUCUCUUAGAAGGUGUAAGCCGUCCUCCGGUUCUUCUAUAACAUGGUUCUUGUUGUUCCUCCAAACAAGACAUUUUAUGGUUGCGGGGGGGUCUUCGUGACUGAGACAAAUUCCCUCCGUCGGCUCAUUGUGAGAGCUGAUAAAUCCGCGAAAAGUUGCACUGCUUGGAACGGCUCUGGAAGUGAUGUGAGUUUGCGCAUGGCAGCCAGCAGUGUGUCCUUUGAUUUGUAGUAGUGGAAUCUGACCACGACAUCGCGCGGGGUAUUCACUGUGAAACGUUGCGGCCUAGGGAGACGAUGCGCUCUGUCCAUGAGCCAGUCCGCAGCUUCAAUUGCCGGCAACAUGGCUUGGCACAGGUCUUUGAUGUAUUCGGGCAGUGCCUCAUGCGUGACGCCGUCAGGGAUGCCUCUAAACCUGACAUUGUUGCGUCUGGAACAAUCUUCCAUAUCUGCAAGUUUUCUUUUCAUUUGUGUUUGUUCCUCACUGAGGGCUUGCAUCUUUGCCUCCAUGUCAUUAUGUGCGAUGCAUAUUUCCUCAGUGCGCACCUCUGGGCGAUCUGUCCUGUCUCCCAGCUCUGACAGUUCCUGCUUCCCUUCUGUUGUCAUUUUCUGAAAGUCUGUGUUUAAGGUGGCCCUCAGGUCCUGCAGCAUUGUAUAUAUCCUUUUUUCGGUGUAGUGGCCUGAGGGAGCCUCCGUGUCAGGCAGAUCUUCCGAGAGAGGGGCAGGCACCAUGCCGUCGUCGCCAUCUUGGCUGGACCGGAGUCGGCCUUUUUUGGCAGAUCUAAUUUGAUCCAUGAACUUCAUUUGUUUAGAGGGCGCCAUGAGGGUGACUGAUGUUCAGCCGAGCUCUUUGGGGUCGUUUUCAGGAGGAUUGUGCUGGCUAUCUGUAGCUUUCGGGUCUGGGAGCUCCUACUCCAUGCGCCCUUCUCGUUCAGCCACUAGCCACGCCCCCCUUGUGUUCCUUUUUUAUUCAACAAUUUGUUGUAUUAGUCUUUUUAUAUUAGCACAAUACAUACUGUUGUUUGUACUAACAGUAAUUUCUUCCUGCUUUACGAGUUUCAAUGAGAAAAGCCAUCAACGUCAAUUUUAAUUCAUGCCUAUAUCCAUCUACCCACCUACUGACUGAUCCAUCUAUCAUUCCAUCCAUCCAUCCAUCCAUUCGUCAAUUUAUCCAUCCUUUCAUCCACUCACCCACUGACCCAUCCAUCCUGCUAUCCUUUCAUCCACUUACCCACUGACCUAUCCAUCUACCAAUCCAUUCAUACAACCAUUCUUUUACACAAGCUCUAAUUGUCUCCAGCAUGACAGGUACCAAAAGCAGGAAAUUCUGCUCGUCUCUCAGUCAAUAGUGUCAGUCUAUGUUUGCACAAUUAUUGAUACAAACACAGUAAAAUGUACAUACAUUGAUGCCAAUAUGUACAAUUAGGAUUCCUAAACAUUAAGGGUGGUGAUUAAACAAGACUAGUAAUUAAACUCGUUCUCGUUGUUUUGAAUCCAAGAUGCCUAUCAUAUUAUUGCCCAAAAUUAUAGUCUCAUGUAGUAUUCCAUAGGGAUGUGAUAUCAUGUUGCAAAAAUACACUUUGGAAAACCUCACCCUACCCUGCAGCUAUACUUACAAGCCUGGAAGUAAAAGGUCUAAUAAAAGUCAAUUAAUAACACUCGUGCAACGUUCCUAUUGGCUAAGCUAUAGGUGAGAGAUCUUGCUCAACUGUUUGGGACUGGCCCUGUAUUUUGUAUAAAAGCAGCAUAUUUCGGGUUAUCUGCUAUAGGCAGCGCAUCGUACACCUUAUUCUUACUCACAGAUUGAAUCUAGAAGCCACUAUGUCAUCCAAAGGUGGACAGAAGUCUGACCAGUGCAAAGAUCGUAAGUACUUAUUCAGGACAUAGAUCAUUGACUUUAUUUUAAAAACAUUUAAAGCAAUUUGCAAAUCGCUGCAGCCAUUUGAGAAGUAACAAUACAAUACUCUAUCUAAAUUCAUUGUAUGUUAAGAUCUAUUGAUUAUACAGUAAUGUAGAUUUUUUUUUAAAUACAACUGUUUAUUCUCCCACAAUAAAACAAACUAUGUUUAAUAAAUUGUUUUCUAGUAUAUAACUCAUUGAGGUCAGUGUUUUUUUAAUCCAGUAUCACUGAUAACAGAUUGUUUUAAAAACUAAUUUCUUAAAUACGACACAGCUGAGUAUUGGGCUUAUACAGCACAGGUUAUUAAAAAUGGGCUUCGGAAAUGUAAGAAAAUGUGCUAUUGUUUCUUGCGCAAUCACUUUUUACAGAGAUGAUUAUGUUAUAACUGUCCAAAGCAGAGACUACAAUGCCCAGUUUAUUGUCUGUUUCACACAUUUUCAGCAAUAUUUAAUAAUAUUUAAUUAACAACAAAAAAAUAUUUUUAAAAAAUCCAUUAUAUUUUUCUACCAUUGUUUCAGAUAGUUUUUUUUUUCAUUGUUUGUAUAAUAUGAUGUUGUAUUGUUCCAAGGAAUUUUCACCCAACUACUUCGGUGCCUGAUCAGUUAUUCUAUAUUCCAGACCGCAAGGGAUGAGAGAAAUAUUUUCAAGAUUUAUAUCAAAUAUAAUUUUAGCAGUUUUUUUUUUUUUUUUAAGACAGUGUGAAAAUGGAAAUAUUGGUGCAAUUUAUAAAACACAGAAACAAACAUGUACAAGAUAUACACAUUGUAUUUUAAUCAAAAACUUUUUCUUUCCAGCUUGCAAACCAGUUGUCCAGUGCCAAGACCCAUGCCCAGAUCCAUGUGUACCACCACCUCAGUGCAAAGGUAUCAGCAUGUAGGGACUAACAGUCAGCGAGCUUAGAGUUUGGGUUUCAAAUACAGGAUGAACUAAUGAUAUUUAGGUGAAAGAAUGAAAACUGAAUGCCCUGUUUAUCUAUUUCCCUUAACCAAGACAAAUAAAAAAUAAUGACUUUUGUGGAAAUGUAUACAUGUAUGUAUAUAUGUCAGAUUUUUUAUUAAAGAGAAACAUCCAAUAUAAAAGAACAAUGGUACUAUGUAGAAUAUAGCAUACAAUAGCAUCCAUAUGUGUGACAUCAGAAAAGAAGAACAAUAGGGGAAAACAGAGUAGACAAAACGGUUGGAAGGAUAGGGGAAAGAGUAGAGUCUCCAAUGGUCCUAGUCUUCAAGUUAGCCGUUGUAUCUAACCAUUCCAUUCAAAAGAAAAAGGACAGUUUGUCUAUCAAUAAUUGUAAUGAGCCUGGUGGGAGAGUAAUCAAGGUUUGUAAUGUGUUUUUUUUAAGUCACUGUAGAGAAGAUCACCAAAUGUUUAAAAUGUUUAGUAGAUGACUGGGGCCAAAACAGUGUAACUAAAGCACGGUGUAAUCGAGUCUUUAAUUUGCUUUAUGAAGUUGUAGGACACUAAAAUAGUCUGGUAGAUGUUUUCAGAAUGCUGAGAUAAUUGGCCAUGGCUCUUAAAAAUAGAGGAGAGAGAUGUUAGGCAAAUUACAUCAGUAACAAAUGACAGAUGGCCUCAGGCUCAUAAAGAACUGUUAGUAUGGAAAAAAAAAAACAAGCAUAGUGAAGAGUCUUUUGUGAGCUAGCAGUUUUAAAUGGGUUGGGUAAGAGCACGGACAUCCAGAUGGCUGUGGUAGUAUUGUGGUCCAUUAAGAGAUAGCAUAUUUUGAUGAUUCUGGGGAGAUAUUUAAUCUUAAGGCUGAAUAUAGUCUAGAGACAAGGGCUGUGGUGGAAAGUAGAAUAAUAUUGUCUCGUGGAUUUAACCAGUCCAAGAAUUGUAAUAUGAUUGUAAUAUAGGGAGCACAUUUUAUUGACUUACAACAUGUAAAAAUGAGGAGGGGACAGUUUUGUGCCACACAUGAAAUGGAGGUUUUAUGGGUGUUUUCUAUUAUGAAAUUGAGUGUAACCUAAAAUAUUAAUAUAUAGUGUAGAACCAAGACACCAAUUGACCAGUAAUGUUGCCAGGCCACUGAUCAAUAACAGAUGCUUAUCAAAAACACAGUCCUUUUAUUAAUAGAGGGGCCCACGUUAAUACAUUGUUAACAGGCCUAUUCACAAAAAAAGCUCUUAAAAUAAUUUGAAGGCCGUGACUAGGAAAAAUGUAAAAUGUAGAAAGGAAUUUAAAACAUUUUCCUACCACAAUAUAAGUAUGAAUAGAGUUGAAUGAAAAAUAUAUAAUCUCAUGAUUUUACUUACUGGUUUGUAACAGCCUCCUAGCAGGCAAUAUCUAAAAUUAAUUCAUGUCUACAGUUACCCUUCUAUAUUUUAAUAUGUGUGAACGUAAGAAAGCUUAAUACAGUAACUUUCCAUUUAACUGUUUGUUUUUUUAAUUUGAAGUUUUUCCAAAAAAUAAAAUGUAGGCAGAUUAUAUUUUACUGUUGAUAGAUGUGAGAAAAAUAACACGUCCAUUGUAUUGUACAUUUUAAAAAAAAUAGUGAUUGACACUUUGUUUAAUUUGUUCAUCAGACCCAUGCCCACCUGAUCCCUGCCAGCAACAAGGCCAACAGGGACAACAUGGAGGCCACCACGGAGGCCACCAUGGAGGUGGUGGAACCAAGAAGUGA
Molecule: messenger RNA, 4712 nt
Organism: Pelobates cultripes (western spadefoot toad)
Lineage: Eukaryota; Metazoa; Chordata; Amphibia; Anura; Pelobatidae
Source: the annotation of a GenBank genome assembly